UCGUCCCUUUGUGUGGAGCUCUAUUCCAACUUCCAAGUCACUGGCUUGUUUUCUCUCUCUACGAUCCAGUUUCUCUCUCUAAAAUCUUUGAGUGCCUUCUUCUUUCUUUCUGGGUUUGUCUUCAAGAAAGUUAAACAAAAAUCCGAACUUGUGUCUUUUCUUGAUUCUUGUUUGCUCUUUUUUCUAUCAUCUUUGGUUGUUUUGAAAAUAUUGUUUGAAAAAGAAAAGAUGACAGUAGAGGAAAUUAGAGGGGUUGUGGCGGGUAAUAAUGAAAUCAAUAGGUUUCCCAUUGGGAUGAGAGUUCUGGCUGUUGAUGAUGAUCCAACUUGUUUGAAAUUAUUGGAUGGGCUUCUAAGAAAAUGCCAGUAUCAAGUUACAACCACAAAUCAAGCAAUAACAGCACUGAAGAUGUUGAAGGAAAAUAGAAACAGGUUUGAUUUGGUCAUCAGUGAUGUAUAUAUGCCAGAUAUGGAUGGUUUCAAGCUUCUUGAACUAGUUGGCCUCGAAAUGGACUUACCUGUCAUCAUGCUAUCAGGAAACAGUGAUCCGAAGCUUGUAAUGAAGGGGAUCACUCAUGGUGCUUGUGAUUAUCUUGUGAAGCCAGUUCGCCUUGAGGAACUUCGCAAUAUAUGGCAGCAUGUGAUCAGGCGAAAGGUGGAGUCAAAACCGCAGUCAAAGUCAAACAACAACCAUGAAAAGUCAAAUCAAGGGAACGAAGGUGGAGAUCAGAAUGUGAAGCUGAAUAGAAAAAGAAAAGAUGAAGACGAAGAUGUUGAAGAAAAUGGACAUGAAAGUGAUGAUGAUCCAUCAUCACAGAAGAAGCCUCGUGUAGUUUGGUCCAUUGAUCUUCAUAGAAAAUUUGUUGCUGCUGUUAAUCAACUGGGCGAUGAGAAAGCUGUGCCUAGAAGGAUUCUUGAUUUGAUGAAUGUUGAUGGGCUUACAAGGGAAAAUGUAGCAAGCCAUCUCCAGAAAUAUAGGCUUUACAUAAAGAGGAUCAGCCAUCAAGCUAACAUGGUGGCGGCAUUUGGGGGGAGUAAAGAUGCGUCUUCUUAUAUGCGAAUGAGCCCUCUUGAGGGACUAGGAGAUUUUCGGAUAUUAUCAAGUUCAGGAAGACUGUCGAAUGCUGCAUAUGCGCCAUCUGGCAUUCUCGGUAGACUAAACAGUGCGACUGGUGUGACCCUUCAUAGCCUUAUGGCUCCACCAUUGGUCCAGCCAAACCAUACACAAAACAAGUUACAACCAGUUAAUCAUCAAAACAUGAAUCUUUUUCAGGAGAUUCCAUCAUCUUUUGAUCAAUGUAGUAAUAAACCGAAUACCCAACUCACAGAUUUUAGUUCCAUUGAAGAAUCUCGAAUCUUUACAGGUAACAAGUUGGUUGAUUUCAACUCCAUUGAUGAAUCUCGGAUGUUUACAGGUUCUAAUCCCUUGAUGGAUCCUAGUGUCGGGCUGGGGAGUAAGUCUUUGAAGCUGUCUUCCACAGGCUCAGAAUCUUUUAAUCUCCUUUCAAGUAGUUCUAACUUUCUUGACCAGAAUGGUAAUCAACCACCAAACUUUUCUUCAAAUCAACUGCCAGUUGGCGGAAACUAUGGUUAUUCUGCCACCGUUAAAGGCGGGAUUUGUUCUAACAUCACCACUACAGACACUAUACCUCUUGAAGCUCAUGGUGGUGGUUUGGUUGAUGAGAUUGUACAGAAUGUUAACAACCAGUCUUUAUCAAACCAGAAAAACGGACAGUAUAGUAAACAAGAUUAUAGCCAAUACUCGCAGAAUGCUUUUAGCACCCUAGCUUCUUUGGCUCUAGCAAGUGGUGGUGGUGGUGGUUUGAGUGGUCCGCUGAGCCAUGGUGGAUUAAAUGGCGGUACUUCGGCUCUUUUCAAGACUGAGAUGCCUAGUUUGGAGAUGAAAAUGCGUUCCAGUGAAGAUGGUCUUGUUGUAAACAAUGGUUAUGGUUCAUUGGACGGCCUUAUGACUGGAAUGAUGAAAAGGGUACGAUCUUUUCCUCUUUGUAUUUAUGUUUGUGUUAAGAAUCUCGAGUCCCACUCUAUAUUUAGUAGCAAUCAACAUGCUACUUUGAUUUUGUAUCAAGAUUGGACAUUCACUAGUGAAUCAAUCUUUUCCCAUCGCAAAUGGGGUUGCUUUAAAAAUCAAGCAUUCAAUCGGAAGAACCGAUGCCAACAAUAACUCACUGAUUGAGUGGUUCAACUUGUUACCGAGUCAACUCAGUCGCGAUGGAAGCGGUUCAAACCGAGUCGAACUUGGUCUUAGUUAAGCUUGCUUGCAUCUUUUUGUGCACCUCUUCAUUUUUAAUGGAUUUUUAGCAUUUUAUUUUGGUGGGGUUUUGCAAUGCAAAUGCAGGAGCAGGAAGCGAGGAUGAUAGUGGAUGGAGAAUUCGGUUACGAUUCUUAUGCUUUCGGGCCAUGUGCAUGAUAAAAGAGCCUG
Molecule: messenger RNA, 2439 nt
Organism: Cynara cardunculus var. scolymus (artichoke)
Lineage: Eukaryota; Viridiplantae; Streptophyta; Magnoliopsida; Asterales; Asteraceae
Product: two-component response regulator ORR22-like
Exons: 7
Coding region: 229-2181 (650 amino acids)
Biological process (GO): cytokinin-activated signaling pathway; phosphorelay signal transduction system
Molecular function (GO): DNA-binding transcription factor activity; DNA binding
Source: RefSeq, a predicted model, not a curated record